AUGCGAGGGAAUGUGAGAAACUUCGAAGUAAUUUCACUCACUGUCUCUCUUUCUCACGCUAUCUGCGCCUUUCUCUUCAUCGAACGAACCGCACCGUCGCCAUUGUCACCUUCUUCAAGCUUUCAUCGUCGCCGUUCACUGCUGUUACGCUUUCAUCUGUCGCCUUCGUCAGAACAGAACGGAGAUUUUAACGACACCAUCUUCCCUCGACUGGAACGGAAAAUCGGAACAAUGAUUGAGGAAGACAGGACCUCGCCGGACGAUUUAGAAGCUGGAAACAGCCACCGUGACUGCCCGGAGGAAGGUGAUGAGCUUUCAGGGCCGUUCGACAUUGUCCGGACUAAAAGUGCUCCGGUGGACCGGUUGCGUAGGUGGAGGCAAGCUGCGCUUGUCUUGAAUGCUUCCCGACGAUUUCGGUAUACAUUAGACUUGAAGAAAGAAGAAGAGAGGGAAAAAUUGCUUGGAAAGAUUAGAACACAUUCUCAAGUCAUUCGGGUAAAAUGCAUGUUCUACAUUUUUAACCGGCUGCCUUCAAGCCCAAAUCAAAAUGGUGACUUUGGUGUCUCCUCAGAUGAACUUGUUUCGGUAUCUAGGGAGCAUGAUCUUCCUCGUUUGCAGCAAUUUGGAGGGGCAAGAGUAGCUGAGAAAUUGAAAUCAAGUCUGGAUAAGGGCGUACCUGGUAAUGAGACUGAUCUUAUGAACAGAAAGAAAGCUUUUGGGUCAAAUACAUAUCCUCGGAAGAAAGGAAGGAGUUUCUGGAGGUUUGUCUUGGAUGCUUGUCGAGAUACCACUCUGAUAAUUCUGAUGGUUGCUGCUGCAGCCUCCUUGGCCCUUGGUAUAAAAACCGAGGGUAUAAAAGAAGGCUGGUACGAUGGAGGAAGUAUCGCCAUUGCGGUUCUUAUAGUCAUUGUGUUUACAGCUGUAAGUGAUUAUAAACAAUCCCUUCAGUUCCGAAAUUUAAAUGAAGAGAAGCAAAACAUACAAAUGGAGGUAAUUAGGAGCGGGCGGAGAAUUAAGAUUUCAAUAUUUGAUAUAGUUGUUGGUGACGUUGUGCCUCUCAAAAUUGGAGAUCAGGUACCAGCAGAUGGACUUGUAGUAUCUUGCCAUUCCCUUUCUGUUGAUGAAUCCAGUAUGACUGGAGAAAGUAAAAUUGUUCACAAGGAUCAUACACGAACACCCUUUCUGAUGUCUGGAUGCAAGGUAGCCGAUGGCUAUGGCACCAUGCUGGUAACUUGUGUGGGAAUAAAUACAGAGUGGGGACUGCUUAUGGCUAGCAUAUCAGAGGAUAAUGGUGAAGAAACACCAUUACAGGUCCGAUUGAAUGGAGCUGCAACUUUUAUUGGCAUAGUUGGACUUGCUGUGGCAGUGAUUGUUCUGAUUGUCCUUGUAGCCAGAUAUUUUACUGGGCAUACGAGAGAUCCUUAUGGCAGAGUUCAAUUUACAGCUGGGAAGACUAAAGUUGGUGAUGCCAUAGAUGGAUUUAUAAAAAUAUUCACUGUUGCGGUGACAAUUGUAGUAGUUGCAGUGCCGGAAGGUCUUCCAUUAGCUGUAACUCUGACCCUUGCGUAUUCGAUGAGAAAAAUGAUGGCCGAUAAGGCGUUGGUCAGGAGGCUAUCUGCCUGUGAAACAAUGGGAUCUGCGACCACCAUUUGCAGUGAUAAAACUGGGACUUUAACUCUGAAUCAGAUGACUGUAGUUGAGGUGUAUGCUUGUGAUAAGAAAAUUGAUCCUCCAGAAAAUAAGUCCCUCCUUCCGCCAACAGCUGUUUCUUUGCUAUUUGAAGGCAUUGCACAAAACACAACUGGAAGUGUUUAUGUGGCAGAGAAUGGCGGAGCUCCUGAGGUGUCUGGAUCACCAACUGAAAAGGCCAUUCUGCAGUGGGGAGUAAAACUUGGAAUGGAUUUUGGUGCUGUGCAAUCAGAUUCAUUUAUAAUUCAUGCUCUUCCAUUUAACUCGGAGAAGAAGCGAGGUGGUGUUGCACUGAAAUUGUCCGACUCUAAAGUUCAUGUGCACUGGAAAGGGGCUGCAGAAAUUGUACUCGCUUCUUGUACAAGUCACAUUGAUGCAAAUGACCGUGUGGUCCCAAUGGAUGAAGACAAGCUUUCCUUUUAUAAAAAAGCCAUUGAAGAUAUGGCUGCAGGAAGCCUGCGCUGCGUUGCUAUCGCCUGUAGGUUGUGUGAAAUGGAGAAGGUCCCAACUACUGACGAGGAACUGGAGAAUUGGCAGUUCCCUGAGGGUGAUCUCAUUUUGUUAGCCAUUGUUGGUAUCAAGGACCCCUGUCGGCCAGGUGUGAAAGAUGCUGUUCAACUAUGCAUCAACGCUGGUAUUAAGGUACGAAUGGUCACUGGAGACAACCUUCAGACUGCUCGUGCGAUAGCUUUAGAGUGUGGUGUAUUAGGUUCAAAUGCAGAUGCCACUGAGCCUGAUCUUAUCGAAGGGAGGACAUUUCGUAAUCUUACUGAAACGCAGAGACUAGAAGUGGUAGACAAAAUAUCGGUAAUGGGAAGGUCAUCACCGAAUGAUAAAUUAUUGCUUGUGCAAGCUCUUAGAAAGAAGGGACACGUGGUCGCUGUCACUGGAGAUGGCACUAACGAUGCUCCUGCACUGCAUGAGGCUGAUAUCGGCCUAGCAAUGGGUAUUCAGGGCACAGAAGUUGCAAAAGAGAGUUCAGAUAUUAUUAUUUUGGAUGACAACUUUGCUUCUGUGGUAAAGGUUGUGCGAUGGGGCAGAUCGGUUUAUGCCAAUAUUCAGAAAUUCAUACAAUUUCAACUCACAGUUAACGUAGCGGCCUUAAUCAUAAAUGUUGUGGCUGCAGUUUCUGCUGGUAAUGUCCCUCUCAAUGCAGUGCAGCUUCUUUGGGUGAAUUUAAUUAUGGACACAUUAGGAGCUCUUGCGCUAGCCACAGAGCCUCCUACGGAUCAUCUGAUGCGCAGGCAUCCUGUUGGUAGAAGGGAACCACUUAUAACAAACAUCAUGUGGAGGAACUUGUUAAUUCAGGCUGCAUAUCAAGUCACUGUACUCUUAGUCCUCAAUUUUCGAGGAAGAAGCAUCCUGAAUCUGGAGCAUGAUUCGAGUGAUCAUGCUUUCAAAGUGAAGAACACGCUUAUAUUUAAUGCAUUCGUACUCUGUCAGAUAUUCAAUGAAUUCAAUGCUCGAAAGCCGGAUGGAAUCAAUGUGUGGAAAGGAGUUACGAAGAACCAUCUCUUCAUGGGAAUAGUCGGACUUGAGUUGGUGCUUCAGGUUAUCAUAAUCUUUUUUCUGGGCAAGUUCGCUUCUACUGUUCGGCUCAGUUGGAAACUUUGGCUCGUCUCCUUUGCUAUUGGUUUGGUCAGCUGGCCGCUUGCUAUUGUCGGGAAAUUGAUCCCUGUCCCGGAGAAAAGUUUCGGUGAAUUCCUAACCAAGAAAACCCGUCAACCGAGAAAUUCCGACGGUUAA
This is a messenger RNA of Striga hermonthica, 3435 nucleotides long. Lineage: Eukaryota; Viridiplantae; Streptophyta; Magnoliopsida; Lamiales; Orobanchaceae. The record is from the annotation of a GenBank genome assembly.